AGGAGGCAGCCAGGCUGAGGCUGUGGCAGAGGAGCUUGUCCCUGUGCUGUGUGCAGGCCAUGUGCCCUCCCCAGGCAGCUGGCUUGUCCCUGAGAGGUGCAGAAUGUGGGCAUUGUGUGGGCACGGCAGGGCCAGGUUUAGGGGCACACAAACCCACGGGGAAUGUUAAGAGGGUUUAGGUGGCCGCUGCACAGGGGACGGCGGUCACCCCCCGGGAAUUAGGGGUCAGAACAAUGGUGGUCCCUGUGAGCCGGCGGGGACACAAAGGGCCAUUGUGCCCCGAGCACAAGAUCGCUGUUUGUUCGCGGGGGCGGAGGGGCCGAGGGAGCCGCGCUCGGUGCCAGCGCCGAGCCGCCUGCCUCAGAUUGUUUGUUGAUGGGCAUCAAAAGGCUGCAUUUAAUUAUGCAACGGGAGCAGGCUCGGCAGGGCCAGGUGCUGAUUGGUCUCCCCAUGGCCAGAGCCCGCUGGCCACCCCUCGGCACAGCUGAUGGUGCCACCGCGCAGAGGGGACGCGUCCUGACCGUCCGCCCGGGGGAACGAGCCCCGGGGAGAAGGGGCGAGGACCGGCGCUCCCCACCCCGGGGUGCAGGAGCGGGGCCCCCGGAGGUGCUUGGCCCCGGCGGGUGGGCACGGCAGGGCGCUCAAGUAUGACGGAAGAAGUGCAGGUGGAAUCCACCAUGCCUGAGUGCAACGGGAGCGUAGCCCCGGAGAAGGGCCCGCGGCAGGGAACGGAGGUCAUCGACGAGAGAGCGAAGCCUGCGGGGACAGCUCCCUGCCUGAACACCGACACCAGCCUCAACACGGACGCCAGCCCCAGCACCGACGCCAGCCCCAGCACCGACACCAGCCCCAGCACCGACGCCAGCCCCAACACCGACACCAGCCUGCACACUCCACCUGCCGGAGAAAACCAGCAGGAGAAGAGAAACUCUUUGGCACCGGACGCAGUGCAUGUGGAUGGAGAGGAGCAAUGCAAAGCCAGGAUGGACUCUGUGUAUGAGACAAGGUCCCAGCCCACGGUGGCUGUGAAAAGAAGCAAGAGGACUGUGGUGGGACGUUACAACAGGGACCAGCUGACUCCCAGGACAUGGAGCUGGCAGGCCAGGAGCCAGAGGAAGGGCAGGGGCGUGGAGGUGGUGCUGAGCCUGUCCUCACCCUCAUGCCUUCUGUCUGCUGCAGGGCUCGGCAGUGAGGAGACCUCUGUGAGCAGCGGGGAGCUGGGGCUGGCCGCCACCCCCGACAGGGAGGCGGUGGAGACCCCCACGGCCAGCGCUGAUGGGAGAGGGAACACAACGGAGGAGGAAGCAGAGGAGGAGGAGGAGGAAGAGGACACAGAAGAGGACGAAGUUCAGGUGAUCGACAUCAAGAAGGAGAACAGCGAGGUGUCCCACCUACAACCGCCAGGCAGCGGCAAGGAGGCAUCUCCCCCGAGCACCCCUGGCUGCAACCCCUCCCAGGCGGAGAAAGGCAGGGAGCAGCCCAGCCUGGGGAAGAAGAACGACAUCUCCAGGCACAGCUACUCCAGGUACAACACAAUCUCCUACCGCAGGAUCCGGAAAGGAAACACCAAGCAGCGCAUCGACGAGUUCGAGUCCAUGAUGCACUUGUGAACUGAGGUGGGGCACGGCCGGCCCAGCUGGGCGGGCUCUUGGCUUUGGCUCGCUCGGUUUGUGUGUGCCCCCACCCCAGAGGUGUCUCCUCGCACCACACCAGGGUCACUGCUUCUCUCCUUUUUGUACAUGCUUUGGUGACCCCCCCGUGAGCGUGUGACCGCCGUGGGGGCGGGCAGGGCU
Messenger RNA from Dryobates pubescens (Downy woodpecker), 1793 nucleotides. RefSeq names its product ermin (gene ERMN). Gene Ontology annotation, cellular component: myelin sheath; internode region of axon; extracellular exosome. Lineage: Eukaryota; Metazoa; Chordata; Aves; Piciformes; Picidae. The record is from RefSeq and is a predicted model, not a curated record. Gene Ontology annotation, molecular function: actin filament binding. Bases 648 to 1610 code for a protein of 320 amino acids. The transcript has 4 exons. Gene Ontology annotation, biological process: regulation of cell projection organization; morphogenesis of a branching structure; regulation of cell shape.